CAAGCUGUGCCCCAGGAAAUUUAUAAUUUGGCAACUGGCUCAUCCAUUCAUUUCUCAUUGGUGUGGUUCACGUGUGCUUGCAAAGGUCAGACUUUUGCCCUUCGAAUGUCCUCUCUCCCUCUUCCACAGGAAACACCCACAUGUGGAUCCUUGUUUAAAGGAGAAAGUACUAGUCCUGAGCUUUUAGUGCGGUGGAUGUCAUCAGGCCUGGGUUUGCAGCUUGUUUUUUUACCAUGACAAGUCAUAUGCGCCCUUAAGCAGUCCCGCUCUUGGUCCAAGCUUCCUGCGUGGGAAUACUGCGGUCCUCCUUUCAGGCAGCUGUGAAUGACAAACGGUCGCUGGCUGCCGUGACACCCAUUGUCCCGCGAGAGUGCCCUAGCUGGGCCCCAGUAUCCUGGAGGCGGUGCCAGCUCGGGUGCCCCUCCCACAGGCAGGCGCCGGUGCCGACCAAACGCCCAGGUUCACCCAGCACCGGACGCUGGUCCUCAAUCCUCGCGAGGCCCCCAGAGGUGCUGGGGUCCCUGCAGGGCCGGGCCACCUGCCAAAGAGCUCUGGCCGCGCCAGAAUCGGAUUCGGGAAGCGGCGCGCCAUGAGCAGCUCCCUGCGGCCGGGCCCCAGCCGCUGGCGGCGGGCGGCCAGCAUCGUCCUGGCGUCUGGCUGGACGCACCCGGAGACCGCCACCCCGCCGUCGCGCCCGCCGCCCGCCGAGGGCUUCCGGCUGCUACUGCUGCAGCGCUCCCCGCACCAAGGCUUCAUGCCAGGCGCGCACGUCUUCCCGGGCGGAGUGCUGGAUGCCGCCGACCGCUCGGCGGACUGGCUGGGCCUCUUCGCCCCGUACCACAGGCCGCCGCGCUUCGGCCUGGGCCCGGCGCCAUUCAGCCGUGCCGCUUUCCCGUCGCUGCCCGACACCGAUGACCACAAUGCCGACAACACUGGGACGCUGCCUGAGGACGUAGCCUUCCGCAUCUGCGCCGUGCGGGAGGCCUUCGAGGAGGCGGGCGUGCUGCUACUGCGGCCCAGGACUUCCCCACCAGGCCCAGCACCUGGGCCCGGCCUCGCCCUGGAGCCGCCAGCGGGCCUGGCCGCCUGGCGCGCCCGCGUGCGCCGGGACCCGCGCCACUUCCUGCGGCUGUGCGCCCACCUCGACUGCACACCCGACAUCUGGGCGCUGCACAACUGGAGCGCCUGGCUCACCCCUUUCUUGCGCGGCACCACUCGCCGCUUCGAAACGGCCUUCUUCUUGUGCUGCCUGCGGGAGCCGCCGCCCGUCUACCCCGACUUGGCGGAGGUGGUGGGCUACCAGGCUCAUCUCCAGCUCCUGGUGUGUCCAGAAUUGGUUUCUUCCGGUGGGUUCUUGGUCUCGCUGACGUUAAGAAUAAAGCCGCGGACUCUUGCGUGGUCAUCUCCAUCAGAGGCAACUGAAAGUUUCUUAACAAAAGAAAUUUGGUUGCCACCCCCACAGUUCUACGAAGUGAGAAGACUUGCAAACUUUGCCUCUCUCUCUGACUUGCACAAAUUUUGUUUGGGUCGUGCAUUAGAAGGACUGGAAAGGUGGCUGCCGAUCAUCUUGUUAACUGCUGAUGGGAUGGUCCAUCUUUUACCAGGUGAUGAGCUAUAUUUAGAAGAUUCAGACUUUUUGGAAAAUCUUAUGUCUACUGAAAAAAAGACUGAGGAAAUCAUGAAGGAAGGCAAGCAAUUUCACCGGAUAGUGACAUACAAUCGCCACCUUUAUGAUAUCCACGUGACUGUUCAGUCAAAGUAUAAACACGUUUAUCCUAAGAACUCUGUAGUAAGAAAAAGCCAUUUGUAGGGUGCUUAAGCUUGUUUGUAAAAUGGCCUACUUGAAGUCCUCAUGAAUAAUGAGGGUUGACUUUCAUUUUCUUGAAACUUAAGGAAGUUUGUGCCUAUAAAAGUUAUUGCAAUUCAGUAUUUCUUUUCUUUUUCUUUUUUUUUUUUUUUUUUGAGACAGAGUCUUGCUCUGUCUCCCAGGCUGGAGUGCAGUGGCAUGAUAUAGGCUCACUGCAAGCUCUGCCUCACGGGUUCAUGCCAUUCUCCUGCCUCAGCCUCCUGAGUUGAGUAGCUGGGACUACAGGCGCCCGCCACCAUGCCCAGCUAAAUUUUUUGUAUUUUUAGUAGAGACGGGGUUUCACCAUGUUAGCCAGGAUGGUCUCGAUCUCUUGACCUUGUGAUCUGCCCGCCUUGGCCUCCCAAAGUGCUGGGAUUAUAGGCGUAAGCCACCGCACCCGGCCUUUUUUUUUUUUUAUUUGAGACAGAGUCUCACUCUUGCCCAGAACCCAGGCUGGAGUGCAGUGGCCCAAUCUCGGCUCACUACAACCUUCGCCUCCCAGGUUCCAGCAAUUCUCAUGCCUCAGUCUCCUGAGUAGCUGGGACUAUAGGCAUGUGCCACCAUGCCCCACUAAAUUUUGUAUUUUUAGUAGAAACAGGGUUUCACCAUGUUGGCCAGGCUGGUCUCGAUCUCCUGACCUCAUGAUCCGCCUGCCUUGGCCUCCAAAGUAUGGGAUUACAGGCGUGAGCCACCGCGCUCAGCAUGGUGUUUCUUAUAUCAAGUGUUUUAGGGAGCUCUCUUGCUUAUUCCAUUCUUUAAUCCUUACAGUGUGCCACACGUAUGAAGUUUAUAAAGUAUUAAUGAUCUCAUUACCCAAAACAAGAACAUAAUUUCACAAGGGUUACCACUUCUGUAUUGUUUUAUUAUCUCAAAAAUUUAAAUAACAUGUUCUGCUGCUUUAUUGUUCUUGCUCUCCACCGUAUUAGCACCUUCCCUGAUGUGCUUUGGAGGUUGAUCAAUGAAUUUCUGAGACUUUCUGCUGGAAUUACUUGAGGGGUGUCUUAUUAGAUGAUGAAAAGUAGGCUGAGAUACCCUUCAAGUGACCUUGUCAUUGUUUUCUUGCUAUGUCUUUAGCUUAAUGAUUAAGAUACAAUUCUUUUUAAAAUCAAAUGGUAUUAUGUUUCCCAAAUUAGAAAUCGAUUUUAGUUAACAUUUUAUUUUAUUUAUUUUUGAGACAGAGUCUCGCUCUGUUGCCCAGGCUGGAGUACAAUGACACAGUCUCAGCUCACUCCAGUCUCCGCCUCCCGGAUUCAAGCGAUUUUUCUGCUUCAGCCUCCUGAGUAUCUGGGAUUACAAGCACCCACCACCACGCCCAGCUAAUCUUUGUAUUUUUAGUAGAGACGUGGUUUCACCAUGUUGGCCAGGCCGGUCUCAAACUUCUGACCUCAGGUGAUCUGCCCACCUCGGCCUCGCAAAGUGCUGAGCAUGAGCCACCACACCUGGCCUAGUUAGCAUUUUAAAGAAACACAAAGCCAUAACAAAAACCAUCAUUGUUUGUAUUCCACACUGUUAAUGAAUGUAAAGAGGUUAGAAAUGUAGUGUUUGAUUAAUGAUGUUUAUUUUUACUGUAUUUAAUAUGAGUAAUUUUUCAUCAUCUUUCAAGAGGAAUAAUAUUUAUUGAUUAAAGGUGAGAAAUGAUAGUGAAGACACCAAUUCCAUGUCCAGAUCUUGACUGUAUCAUGCAUUGUACAAUUGAUUUCAUAUUUUAUGAAAUGCCUUAGUUUUCCUACUAUAACAUAAAGACAAUGAUGAAUAAAGUUUAUGUGUAUGAUUUAA
Molecule: messenger RNA, 3622 nt
Organism: Symphalangus syndactylus (siamang)
Lineage: Eukaryota; Metazoa; Chordata; Mammalia; Primates; Hylobatidae
Gene: NUDT19
Product: nudix hydrolase 19
Cellular component (GO): mitochondrion
Molecular function (GO): hydrolase activity, acting on acid anhydrides, in phosphorus-containing anhydrides
Source: RefSeq, a predicted model, not a curated record